Aplysia californica (California sea hare) is the source of this 579-nucleotide messenger RNA. Its product is annotated as fatty acid-binding protein 10-A, liver basic. The record is from RefSeq and is a predicted model, not a curated record. Gene Ontology annotation, cellular component: nucleus; cytosol. NCBI's taxonomy places the organism in Eukaryota, Metazoa, Mollusca, Gastropoda, Aplysiida, Aplysiidae. Gene Ontology annotation, molecular function: fatty acid binding. Gene Ontology annotation, biological process: fatty acid transport.
CCUAGAUACUCUAAAGUGAGAGUACUCAAAAAUCUUUGAUUUAUAAGUUCAUCUCCACUAACAAUCUCCUAAACUCGUGUUCUGUUUGCUUAUUUUUGUUUUGUUUUUAGGUGUUUUUUUUCAGAAUUUCCAAAUAAUCAAUCAUGGAGGCCUAUCACGGAUCAUGGAAAAUCGACAUCGCCCAGACGAAGAACAUGGACGAGUUUUUGAAGGCGGCAGGUGUGUCAAAGAUCAAAGACACGACACUUGAGGAAGUCUACGUGAGGUGCUGAAUACAGAUCUCUACUCACCUUUAUCCAGUGACAUAAGCUAUAGUUUUAAAAUUUCUCAACUGACCACCACUCCCACCCCACCCCCCUCGAAGUUUGUAUGAAAUAAAUACACAUGUAUUUAUAACACUCUACCUCUCGGCAAGAAAACGUGUUUUUUUUGUGUUUUAAAAAAAAAUUAUUUUUAGGGAGGGUGUUGUUGUUUUUUCUUUUAUUGUUUUUUAAAUAUUUUUUAAAAACAUCUUUCACCUCUUAGAUACAUGUCACUCUUCAAGUUAUAAUAAAGAAUCAAGAUUUCAAUGGCAGAUAU